CACACCCACUCAAUUAAUGUUUCUUACUGUGACACAGCAUUGCCAAAAAUUUUUUAUAAAAUAGGAUGAGCUCUCGAGACGAGAUUCUGGCCAAUUUUCAGGCCUUUACCGGAAUGGACGAUCUUGGAACCUGUAUCGGAAUUCUCGAGAGUCAUAACUGGGAUUUACUGUCUGCAGUCAAUAGUAUAGUACCACAGGAUUUUAGCGACGAGUCUCAGGGACAAGAGAUAAGUGCACCAGUGCAGGAAACAGGAAACAGACAUGAAGAGGCCGAACUGGUAGAUGGUCUCCGAAACCCGUCAGACGAGGCUGUCGUCCUUGAAAACCACCUCCGCCAACACAACCACGUGACGCCCCAACAAGAGCCACAGCCAUCAACCGAAAAGAGGCGGAGUUUAGAGCACAGCUAUGAGGAGGGAGGAGGAGGAGGAGAGGGAGGGAGCUCCUGUAGCGAAGAGUAUGAUGAUGCUAGAGAAACUCUCAGUGACGAGGAGGUAGAAGGAGAUGGUGAAGCCAUUACUGAUGAUAUGUUCUUAGCAGAUGAAGAACCAAUAGCUAAAGAACCUUUAAUUCCUGAAGAUUGUGAAGAUCCAUUUGAGUGCUCCCUUUAUCUCUCGCAGAGGUUUGAGUCUCGUUAUGGUUCUCCUCACCCGAUGUUUUUCGUCGGGUCUCUCUCCGACGCUGUCAAGGAAGCCUGCGGAGCUUCCGUCUCCGAGAGACGACCAAUGUUCAUCUACUUGCACCAUGAUAAGAGCAUAUUAUCCAAUAUAUUUUGUAGUCAACUCUUGUGUUGUGAAUCAAUUGUUAGCUUUUUAAGUAUUCAUUAUCUUGUGUGGGCGUGGGACCUCACGAACGAGAAACUAAAGAGAAAAUUAUUGGACAUGGUGAGGGAGUGUUUUGGUACGCUGGUAUCAAACAAUGUAGACGACAUAAAGCCAGACCAUUUACCGGCCAUACUGAUAGUCUAUAAAUCAAAGGGACAGAUGGAAGUUAGGAACAUCAUACAAGGUCAAUCUGAUCCAGACUUACUCCUAAGCAGUUUAAUAGUAGCGCACGACCAGCAUGAACAAGUCAAGGAGACUGAUCGUAAAGAAGAGAUUGAGAGAUUAGAACGAGAAGAGAUGAAGGCACUACAGGAAGCAGCUUUUAGAGAAUCACUGAGAGCUGAUCAAGAGAAGGAGAGGUUAAAGAUGGAGGACGAGAAACUCAAGCAAGAGAAGGAAAGAGAAGAAAUUUUAGAAAAAGAAAGGAAAGAAGAGCUAAUGCGUCAAAUGGAGAACCUCAUCCCCCCAGAACCGGACGACACUCACACGAAGGUAUCGACUCUAAGACUAAGGUUCCCCGAUGGCUCCAUCCACCAGAGGCGGUUCCUCCCCUCACACACUGUGGCUAACCUAUUGAACUUUGUUGGAUCCAAAGGAUACCAAUCUGAGGAGUAUAAGCUGUUGACAUCCUUCCCUAAAAAAGAUGUAACAUCAUAUCAUCCUACUCUAACACUAGAGGAAGUUAACCUCUAUCCUCAGGAAACUCUUUUCAUUGAAGAGAGAUGAGAGUUGGAGACUUUUCUCACUCUCUCUCUCUCAUUUCUUUUCCUCUCAAGUUUAAAUUAA
Messenger RNA from Amphimedon queenslandica, 1610 nucleotides. RefSeq names its product FAS-associated factor 1-like. The record is from RefSeq and is a predicted model, not a curated record. Bases 66 to 1550 code for a protein of 494 amino acids. The transcript is spliced from 13 exons. Gene Ontology annotation, biological process: ERAD pathway. NCBI's taxonomy places the organism in Eukaryota, Metazoa, Porifera, Demospongiae, Haplosclerida, Niphatidae. Gene Ontology annotation, cellular component: nucleus; endoplasmic reticulum. Gene Ontology annotation, molecular function: ubiquitin binding.